This is a messenger RNA of Peromyscus maniculatus bairdii (prairie deer mouse), 2274 nucleotides long. It is a transcript of the gene Depp1, whose product is annotated as DEPP autophagy regulator 1. NCBI's taxonomy places the organism in Eukaryota, Metazoa, Chordata, Mammalia, Rodentia, Cricetidae. Gene Ontology annotation, biological process: regulation of autophagy. Gene Ontology annotation, cellular component: mitochondrion. The record is from RefSeq and is a predicted model, not a curated record.
GCUAUUUUGAGCUUUCCUGACAGUGAUUGACGACUGGAGGAAACAUUUAAAAGCAGCAGUGGGGGUCCGGGUUUGCCAGACAGCACAGGAGGAGAAUCCACGGCACAUCGCCCUGAUUGUUCGGGAGCUGGCGACGUGGCUGUGACUGCGCACCUCUGGGUGCUUCCUUUGGAUUAGACAACCUUUACUCAUCAAGACUCCCCGCCGCCCUGUCUGCUGACCCACAGCAAUGAGGUCCCGGCUUCGGCUGCCCGUGCCCCACUUGCCAACGAUUCGGGAAACUUCAGAGGAGUUACCACAUGGGGCACCUGGGCAGGAGCCCCCAACCUCUCCCAGCCUGGAUGACUAUGUUAGGUCUAUCUGUCAGCUGGCACAGCCGACCUCAGUGCUGGACAAGGUCAUAGUCCAGAGCCGACCCCACAGACCCUACCGUCCAGCGUGGACCAGAGAGAAGAGGCGCCAGGCUGAGUCUCUAGGAGACUGCUCUCCUUGCUUCAGCAGCCAGCCCACACUGCCCUCUCCUGGCACUGACAACCCUCUGGACUGGCUCUUCGGGAAGUCCCAGGAACAACACACAGAUAGAAGAGACCUGCCCAAUGGGACCAGCUCUUUUGGCCAUGGGGGUGUACACAAGCAGAUGGACAAGGACAUGGGGAGGCUCUGUGAGGCCAGGGUACCCGAGUAUGCCCUGGGAAGAAAAUCGGGGCAUAGGCAGCAGACCUCCAACCUGAAAAGUUGGACUUCUAGAAAGUCUCACCAGGCUUCAGCUUCCGUCUCCGGCUCUCGCCCCAGCAGCCUCCUCAGUACACUCUACCUGCACCUCCCAGUGAUCCAUGAACUCUAACCCCUCCCAGCCAAAGUUCAUGAAGAAUGUGGUGGGUCCCUGUGGCCUCCCCCAGCUUCCCUCUCCUGUGGACUCCUCCUGGCAGGUCUGCAGGGACUGGGCAAUUCCUAGUGAGACCCAGUGUCUAAAGAGUACUGACAGUCUGGCUCCUACAAUGCAACCUGACUGGUACCAUCCGUUUGUCACCAGCUGGCUGGUGACCGUGAAGGAGUGACUUGGUGUCUCUAUUCCUUGGUUUUAUCAUGGUUAAAAUGACUGACUGUGAGUGGAGUGACCACCUCCCAGAUCAUUCUAAUGAGGAAAUGUGUGCUGUACUCUGGGUGUCCGCCAAAGUCUCAUGUGAAAUCAAGGGCCAAGGGAGGGGAGGGGGUCUCCGCUCCCUAAAGCAGUGGUUUUCAACCUUUCUAAUGCUGUGACCCUUUAAUAUGUUCCUCAUGUUGUGGUGACCCCAAAACAUAAAAUUGUUUUUGUUGCUAUUGUAAUUGUGUUACUGUUAUGAAUCAUAAUAUAAACGUGUUUUCUGAUGGUUUUAGGCGACCCCCAUGAAAGGGUUUUUUGACCCUUAAAAGGGUUGAGACCCACUGAUUGAGAACCACUGUCCAAAAGGCUUCCAAGUAAGGGCCUGGUCUCUAUCCCCCUUGAGGUGCAUAUUUCCUGAGGCCCAACAAAAUACAUGAGGUCUCAGCAGAUUUAUCACUGCAUUUCCUACGGACUGUCACCUAGGCACCUGGGGAACCUGCUGUCUUGGCUCCAGUGCCUGAAUCUCAUUGUGGUGCCAGAGACAUGCUCAGGGCCAAAAUGGAAUCUGCAGCACACAGGCUGAAGGCUGCCACAUGCCCGGAUCUGGCGGCCUAGUCUCCACUUGUCCUUUAGUGUACCUAACAUCUUCACCUGAGCCUCUGCCACAGGAAGGGGUUCCCAGGGGGAAGUUGUUCAACCACCUUGUUCUAGCUAAGCCUGGAUGUCCAAAGGCUUUGGACAUUCAGGCCAGCACUGGAUCCCCACAGCCCAGAGAAUACCAGCUCCUGGGGGCAUCUACCAAGCAAGAGGGUGAAGAGGGGGAGUCGGUGAUGGAAGGAUUUCCUUUCUCAGAGAGGCAGCUGUGUUCUCAGAGAGCAGAAAAAGAAAUCAGAACUCAAGGCCCAGCACCCAUUCCCUUGUACUAGGCUGGAGCCAGCUGACCACGCUCGGGAUAGAAGUGUCCAGGAGAGAAGGGGAAAGCUGGGGUGCGGCUGAGCUUGCUUGGUGCACUGCCGGUCUCUCUCUCUCUCUCUCUCUCUCUCUCUCUCUCUCUCUCUCUCUCUCUCUCUCUCUCUCUGUGUGUGUAAGAGAGAGAGAGAGAUCUUAACCACUUUGCUGUCUUCUUUUGCAUGUAUUUUCUCAGAAACAGAAUGUAAACCACAUACCAAAAAGAAAAUGUUUCAGACAAG